Messenger RNA from Trichophyton verrucosum HKI 0517, 1581 nucleotides. RefSeq lists its product as uncharacterized. Gene Ontology annotation, biological process: signal transduction. Bases 1 to 1581 code for a protein of 526 amino acids. Gene Ontology annotation, molecular function: GTP binding; GDP binding; GTPase activity. The record is from RefSeq and is a predicted model, not a curated record. The transcript is spliced from 5 exons. Gene Ontology annotation, cellular component: plasma membrane. Lineage: Eukaryota; Fungi; Ascomycota; Eurotiomycetes; Onygenales; Arthrodermataceae.
AUGGUCCCUUUUUCCCUCCCUUUCUCUCUCUCUCUCUCCCUUCUCUGGCUUUUCCUCCUCCCACCUCCAGCUGGUGUCCCUAUAUUUUUUUUUUCCCUUCCCUUCCUUCUACCUGGCCCCCUUUCUUUGCUUUUCCCCAGGCCCAGAAUGGCUCUGCCGCAUCUGCGCGCUUCUCUGGACUCUCCGCGCAAACACACCUUCUCUGCCUUUCCCGCGAACUUCAUGGCUAACUUUCGUCAUCGGCAUGUCAGGCGGGAAUAUCACAUCGUUGUGCUGGGCGCCGGUGGUGUUGGGAAGAGCUGCUUGACCGGUAAGAGCUUGGCCGGGUUUAUACAGUCCCUUUUUUGGUGUCUUCUUUUUGCGCUGACUGCUCGUCCAGCUCAGUUCGUACAGAAUAUAUGGAUUGAGAGCUAUGAUCCGACCAUCGAAGAUUCCUACAGAAAGGUCCUUGCAGUAGAUGUGAGUGUCAGCCUGUUUUCUUAUUCACCUACUUCUGAAUACCCGCUAAUAUUCUUUCCUUAUAUAGGGACGGCCAUGUCUUCUCGAAAUCUGGGACGGAACAAUUCAGUAAGUCUCAUCACCUCCAAUUUACCCGACUCUAUCCCCGGCCAUCCCCAGACUAACAAGCUGAAUUAUAGCCGCCAUGAGCAACUCGCAACUCACAAGGCUCACCCGUUUUCUAGGGAACUAUACAUGAAACAAGGCGAAGGCUUCCUCCUCGUCUUCUCCAUAACGAGCAUGUCCUCCCUGAAUGAACUACAAGAACUCCGCGAACAGAUCAUCCGUAUCAAAGACGACGAGAAAGUCCCCAUAGUCAUCGUCGGUAACAAGUCAGAUCUCGAGGAAGACCGUGCCGUUUCACGAUCGCGCGCCUUCGCUCUAUCCCAACAGUGGGGGAAUGCUCCAUACUACGAGACUUCCGCACGAAGACGAGCGAACGUAGACGAAGCGUUCAUAGACCUCUGCCGGCAGAUCAUACGGAAGGAUAUCCGAUCCAAUAAAGACCGAGAUAGAGACUACGGAGGGAGUCGCAAGAAGGAGGCAAGCGGAGCAGCCGACAAGCGGCGGAAUCGGAGGAGGACAAAGAUGAAGACCGAUUGUGAUUCGUCCGUCCGUCCUUUGUUUUGUCUUGUCCGCCUUAAUUAUACCCCUUCCGCAUCACUGGUUUGCUCUUUGGUUUGUUGUCUUAUUUUCUCUUUUGGAUAUCUCAUCUAUUUGCUAUUUUCUUUCUUUCUUUUUUUUACAUCUCUGAAGAUCUACUUACUUCCUCCAUCCUCUUCUUUCAACCUGAUCCUGAUCCUCCUACCAUACUACACUCCACUACACACCGCCCCUUCAUUUCGUGAUAUACAUAUUACUGUUUCUAUAAACAAACCACCGCCAACUCCCUCCGAAAAGUUUCCCUUUUGUUAUAUUUCCUUUCCAUCCGCUUCCUUGGAUAUUAUUCCUACCUUCGCGCCUCCCUCCCUCCCUCCCUCCCUCCAUCCCCGCCUUUUUUCCCCCUUGUCAAGAUGGAAGAACGAGAAAGAAAGAAGAGAACAAGAGCAGAGAGAAAGACCUUCUUUUUUUAUCACGAUAUAA